This is a messenger RNA of Puntigrus tetrazona (Sumatra barb), 2774 nucleotides long. RefSeq names its product NOP2 nucleolar protein homolog (yeast) (gene nop2). Gene Ontology annotation, biological process: rRNA base methylation; maturation of LSU-rRNA. The record is from RefSeq and is a predicted model, not a curated record. Bases 175 to 2400 code for a protein of 741 amino acids. The transcript has 16 exons. Gene Ontology annotation, cellular component: nucleolus. Gene Ontology annotation, molecular function: RNA binding; rRNA (cytosine-C5-)-methyltransferase activity. Lineage: Eukaryota; Metazoa; Chordata; Actinopteri; Cypriniformes; Cyprinidae.
AAAACCAACGUGUGCUGAAGUCACAUGUGCGCUAGUUCAUAGCAGCAUGAGAGACACAUGUAUUCAAGCAACUUGCGUAAAUUAGGGCUAAUAUUUCUCUGAGCGUCAUAGAGAAGAUCGAAUAAGAGCAAGAGAGUGUUUUUGUUGAACAAGUAGUUUUUUUAGGUGUCAAGCAUGGGCAGGAAGUUGGACGCCACUGUCAAGGUGAAGAGAGGACCUGGACGUAAGGCCAGGAAACAGAAGGGAGCAGAAACUGAGCUGGCCAAGUUUGUGGUUGAUGAGGAUGCACCAAAAAAACUUUCAAGCAGAGCGAGAAAACGAGCUGCAAAAAGAGCCCAAGCGACCAAAGAACCCAAACAAGAGGAAAAGCCUAAGAAAGGUUUCUCGGAUGAGAAUAGUAAAUGGUUAAAACCAGCACAGAGGAAGCGAAAGAUUGACCAAUCUGAAGAGGAGGAGGACAGUGACAGCCAAUGGGAAGAAGAUGAGGAUGAGGAUGGUGAAGAGGGCUUUGAUAACAAGGAAGUAAAGGAGGUGGAGGAAGAGGACGAUGACGAUGAAGAUAUGGUUGAUGACUAUGGUGCUGAUGAUGGGGAUGAUCAAGACAGCGAUGGAGAAGAGCUUCUGCCAAUUGAGAAAGCUGCAAGAAAACAGAAAAAACAAACAAGCAUGAAACCAGAGAUUGAUGGCGACGAUGAGGAUGAAGAAGAGGAGGAGGAGGAGGAAGAUGAUGAUGAUGACGACGAUGAGGAGGAGGAGGAAGAUAAGGAAGAUGAAGAUGAAGAGGAUGCUGUACAGGCAAAUAUCGACGAAACUGAAAAAUUCAAACUCCCAGGCGCAGCAGAUAGAGCGAAGGAGGGCCUUUUACCGAUGGACCUGCAGACCAUCCAUCAGAGGAUCAAAGAUAACGUGGAUGUGCUGUCUCACUUCGCUGAGAAGAAAGAAGAGGGCAAGGAGAGAUCGGAGUAUCUCUCUCUGCUGCGCUCUGACCUCUGCACCUACUACAGCUACAACGAGUUCCUCGUCAGCAAACUCAUGGAUCUUUUCCCUCUCUCCGAGCUGAUUGAUUUUCUUGAAGCAAAUGAAAUUCAGAGGCCAGUCACCAUAAGAACCAACACCCUGAAAGCCAGGAGGAGAGACUUGGCUCAGGCUCUGAUUAACAGAGGAGUGAACCUGGAUCCUUUGGGGAAAUGGUCCAAAGUGGGUCUGGUUAUCUAUGACUCUUCAGUUCCCAUAGGAGCAACUCCUGAAUAUCUGGCAGGACAGUACAUGCUGCAAGGGGCAUCGUCGUUUCUGCCUGUAAUGGCGCUUGCGCCCCAGGAGGGGGAGUCAGUACUAGACAUGAGCGCAGCUCCAGGAGGCAAGACCACGUAUAUGGCUCAGCUAAUGAGGAACACGGGCAUGAUUGUGGCUAAUGACGCAAAUGCAGACAGACUGAAGAGCGUGGUGGGAAACAUCCAUCGUCUCGGUGUCACUAACGCUGUCAUCUGCAACUAUGACGGCAGACAGUUCCCCAAGGUAAUGGGAGGUUUCGAUAGAGUGCUUUUAGAUGCUCCUUGCUCGGGUACAGGAGUUAUCUCUAAAGAUCCAGGAGUAAAAACAAGCAAGGAUGAGGCUGAUAUUCUUCGCUCCGCACACCUGCAGAAGGAGCUCAUCGUGUCUGCUAUUGACUCUGUCAAUGCCGAUUCUCCAACUGGCGGAUACGUCGUUUACUGCACAUGCUCUAUUAUGGUAGAGGAGAAUGAGUGGGUGGUGGACUACGCUUUAAAGAAGAGAAAUGUAAAGCUGGUCCCCACUGGACUAGACUUUGGCAAUGAAGGCUUCACCAGAUUCAAAGAAAGACGUUUUCAUCCCUCCCUCAAACUCUCUCGCCGAUUCUACCCUCACUCCCACAAUAUGGAUGGAUUUUUUGUGGCCAAGCUAAAGAAGCUUUCCAACACCAUCCCCACCACCCCAAAAGAAACCGAAGAUGAAGUAGAAUCUACAAAAGCAGAGACCGCAGCCUCGUCGGGGCAGAUCCAGAAAGCAGAAUCUAAGCAACAGAAGCCCUCUUCAACUCCAGAGAAAAGCAUCAUGGGCAAAAAGCAGAAAUUAAAACAGAAGAAGCCUGAGCCGCCCAUCAGUACAAAGAAAGCUGUACUGAAAUCUGAGAAAAAAAGAGCUGAUGGUCCCAAAAAUGCCAAAAUUGCCAAGUUGGAUGGUGAAGCAUCCAAAAAGAGUCAGAAGCCUGACAAAAAGCAGAACGCAAGGGAACUGAAUGGAAAUUCAACAAAAGGGAAGGAGAAGAAAGAGAAAAGCCAGUUGGAGAAGAAAAAUAAAAUGAAAAAGAAGAAAUUGUUAAAGAAUAAUAAAAAUAGAAUGGGGAAAAACAAGUUUAGGAAGUUAAAAAAAGUGCUUGGAUGAAAAGAAAGUGGACAGUGAAAUUCAGUCACUUGACGCAAUGAAUUGACAUGGACCUGUACGCUCAGGACUGGAAUCUGAUGUUGGUUUGACACGAAAGGAAGCUGCUCUCAACAGGCUGUUAGGGCCAUAAAAAUGAUCUUUUAGAAAUGUACACAAUGAUUUUGUGUAUUCAUCUGGCUUCCCAAUAGUUUUUUCUACCUUGUUAUCGCUUCACUGAGGAUUACUUCAACCUUGUGGUAUAAUCUUAUAUAUGUAAAUAUCACUGUCCAUUUUUAUGGAUUUUGUUUUGAAAAAGAAACAUUUAACUGAAUUACUGCAAAGGAGUAUGUGGUCUGUUUUUCUGUCACCUAUUAAAGAAAGUUUGGAAAAAAGUG